Ipomoea nil (Japanese morning glory) is the source of this 786-nucleotide messenger RNA. RefSeq lists its product as uncharacterized. The record is from RefSeq and is a predicted model, not a curated record. The transcript has a single exon. NCBI's taxonomy places the organism in Eukaryota, Viridiplantae, Streptophyta, Magnoliopsida, Solanales, Convolvulaceae. Bases 1 to 786 code for a protein of 261 amino acids. Gene Ontology annotation, molecular function: nucleic acid binding; RNA-DNA hybrid ribonuclease activity.
AUGACGGAGGUCGAUCCGGCAUGCCCGAUGUGUGGAAUAGCGCAUGAGAGUGCCAUGCAUGCAUUAAUUUCAUGUGAUUAUUCAAAAUUAUUAUGGAAUAUUUUGGGAUUGCCUGUUACUAAUGUAGUCACACAUUCUUUAUCGCCAUGGCUUAUGAGAGUUUUUAAUAUCUUGACAGAGGAGCAAUGUGGUUUGGUCAUAGUAGUGCUAUACAACAUUUGGAAUGCCCGCAAUACAGCGGUUUGGGAACACGCCCUCCCACGACCUGAACAAGUAUGGCGACGUGCGGCGACGGCACUACAUGCCUACCAGCAAAUGCACCGUCCACCACCCACGGCGCCGGUUACCGAGGCUGCUGCGGCGAAUGGCAGCGACACACCGAGGUGCUAUGUCGACGCCGGCUACAGACCAGACACCGGAGAAGCUACAUAUGGGGCGAUGCUCCUCUCUCAUCACGGCACCUUCGUGGCUGCGACGAGUGGAAAACUAUCGGGUGCUUUCUCGGCCGUUAUGGCGGAGACGCUUGCUUGCAAAGAGGCGCUGUCUUGGCUUAAGGAUCGGGAUAUCAGGAAGGUGGAUCUUUUAACAGACUGCUCAGAGCUGCAGAAUGCUUUAUAUUCAAGCCCAACGGCUAACUUCUCCCAUAUUGGGAUCAUUGUGGACCAAUGUAGGACAGCCAUAUCGUUAUUUACGCAUUGUUCUUUAAGUUAUAUUUCUAGAACACUUAAUUUUCAUGCUCAUACUUUAGCUUCGUUAGCUUUCGAUCAGGAACAACCUAUGUACUAG